AUGGCCGAGCCUGCUACCCCAUUCGGUGCCGACAUGGUCUUCACUGAUGAGCAGUUGGCCCUCGACAAGUCGCUCGCCCACCCCCUUAUAUGGACUGCCUCUUUCCUCAUGAUCCUGGCUGUUGGGAUGACCUCGCUUCGUCUCAGCGCCCGUCUCUGCGUCAAGCUUCCUGCUAAUCGUCGGGGCAAGACGAGCGCAGUUGGGUUGGACGACUAUCUCAUGCUCGCAGCUACUCUCUUCAUGGUCGUCCUCGCCGGCUUCAUCAUCGUAGGGGCAAAGAGAGGGCUCGGAACCCAUAUCUGGAUCAUCGUGCGAAUUCCAACGUUCAACUUCAGAGCAGCUGAGCAUCUCGUCAAGCUGAACUAUGGUGCUUACAGCGCGUACGCAGUAGCAACCUCUCUCACGAAGUUGUCAAUUAUCGCCUCCUACCUUCGUAUCUUCCCCGGAAAGAUAUUUCGCCGAUUGAUGUAUGUUUUGGGGGUCGCCAUCGUGAUACAAGCAAUCAUCUUUGUGCUCGUCGUCGUCUUCGCAUGCACCCCACCAGAAGGCUCUUGGAACUGGUCGAUACCGCGCAGAAAAUGCAUCAACAUCAGACUGUUCUUCUACGUCAGCUCGGCUCUCAACGUCGCUUCGGAUUUUCUCUUGUGGGGAGCGCCUAUUCCGGUAUUUUGGAGAUCCGCCAUGCCUCAACGACAAAAGAUCGAAUUGUCUGGUCUAUAUGCAAUUGGCUUGGUGAGUUGUUUGGCAGGUCUCUUCCGUCUCGGUCAACUCAAGGGCUUGGGUGGGAUUGACGUUACCUAUGAAGGUGCUGCGCCGCUCAACUGCUCGAUGGCAGAAGUAAGCUUCGGAAUUACAUGUGCCUGCGUUCCGCCUCUUAGACCGGUCUUUCGUCUUAUCAAACAACGCAUUCGAAAGCUGUUCGGUUGCACUGAGCCCAGAAAGACUACCCCGAGCCCAAAUUCAUCGGAAAGUAGGGAUUACCUUCGGGAAUUCCGAAAACAGGAUUUGAAAGGACAAGGAAAUAGUGGUCUGGAUAUGGAUGAGUUCGAGCGCAAAUACAUGGGCUCUUCGUCGGUCAUACACACGCCAGCCCAAUGCUAUUCGACCCGUGGCUCUAACUCGGCCACAAGAUCGUCAGGUCUAGCUUUCUCGAGUCAGGGCUCGGCAGGCAAGGACUCGUUAGACCCAUUCUCAUCAUCCUCAGGCUCGGUCACUCCUUCUACUCGUCGUACGCCAACCCAUACCGAAAUAGAGCGCAGUCCUACGUUGGACUGCCCUUCUAGCGCGAGCGACAAGAGUCUAUCCUAG
Messenger RNA from Drepanopeziza brunnea f. sp. 'multigermtubi' MB_m1, 1308 nucleotides. RefSeq lists its product as uncharacterized. The record is from RefSeq and is a predicted model, not a curated record. NCBI's taxonomy places the organism in Eukaryota, Fungi, Ascomycota, Leotiomycetes, Helotiales, Drepanopezizaceae.